AUGCUGACUUCUCAAAGGAAGUUAUUGAUGCACAUCAUUGUCAUUGCAUUCGCAGGUAUUUAUAUUUAUUUAUGUAGUUUUUUAUACAUCCAACAGCACGCCUCGCGUUGCGCGCUUUUUAUCGUGCUUUUUUGCAUGAUCAUUACUAGCCCACAGUGACAAAAAUGUCGACCUAUACGAAAAAUAAACGAUCGAUUUGUUGGACAUGACUGAAGCUUAAAAUAACCAAAUUUUAGAAAGCCUGGUUUUUCCAGUUCCUGACUCCGGUAAUAACCGUGCCGAAAUCUACCACUGCAUUAGCGCGCCAGUACGACUGAGUUUGGCAAAUACAACGGUAACGUCAAUGAAGACGUGCUCAUCAACAAUAGAAUUUUUACUCUAAGACAAAGGCGACUAUAAAUUGUAUCCCUUGAGCAUUCUAGGACGUCGUUCAAACUGCGACGUUAUCUACACCAUUUUCACGGCUUAUAACCACGCCAAGUCGCCAACAGUCAUAUCGUUCGAAUUAUUAACUGUGUUCGAAUUCGUGCGAGUGUUUUAUGUGAAGUGACUGGCUACUUAAGGGCAGGGCUGUCGAGAGGUUGCGCGGGGCCCGGGGCAAAGUUUUCCAGGGAGCCCUAUGACCAAUCUCGUUCCCCGAGCCUGCGAUCCUCAGGAAGGAACGUGAGGCUCUGGGAUAAUCCGUUGCCGGAAGCCAGGAAUCCUGGCUAAGAUUGAACUGCGCAUUCCAUUUCAACGGCCAAUCAGAUUCCUCCCUGAAAUGGAUUAUCCCAGAGCCUCACGUUCCUUCCCAAGGAUCGCAGGCUCGGGGAACGAGAUUGCCCUAUGACGUCAUAAUUGUGAAACAGGAGAAGCGGUGUUUUACAAUAUACUACACUUUAAUUCAUAUUAUCCGACGCUAACGCAGAAGGCCUUCCGCCUUCGUUGCUUUGGGGGCCACUUUUGAGCCGGAAACCGAGACAAAGUGCCCCCCCCCCCUCCCUGCCCCAACCCCCUCUCGGCGGUCCUGACUAAAUUAGGGUUAUUUAAAGCUAAGAUAAGUAUCUUUAAGAGGCAGAUAAACUGUAUUACAGUAGUAAUGUAUGCUUUGGCGCGCAAACAAAAGUGUAAGUAAUUUUGUUUUCUACCGUUGCCGUUGUCAAUUGCCAAACUCUCUAUGGUGCUCAGAACGGCGUACUACUUGAAGAACUUACUACUUUCCCUGCAAUAGUCCAAUCUCUAUAAACUCGGUCUGUGUCAGCGUAAGCAGUGACAAUAACACCAGAAAGCUGCGGAUUGAGAGGAAUUCAACUACAUAAAAAAUACAAGUAAACCUCGACGUUUCGAGCGAAGACCCCUCGUCGGGAAGUUAGCAGCCCUUGUAUUUUUCAGAUAGUUGAAUCCCUCUCAAUCCGCAACUUUCUGGAAUCUCUAUAUAUAGCCUACUGUGAUAUGCCUGCGAAAAUAAUUACAGUAGUACCCGUGUUGAAAUAAGUUGCGGACCUACAGUAAGCCAAGGCUAAGUGUAAAUGGGGUAGCAAUCUACUGUAUUGUGUUGACGUGAUAUUACGUUACAGAUUUACAGUAUCAGAAUUUCAUUCAAUUCCAUAUCAUUACGACUCAAUAAUCUUACAACUCAACAAAACCAAGUUUUUACCAAGUUUUUUAUGUUAGUGAAUAGAAAGCUAAGAUGUGACUGGAUUAGUUUACCAUUACCCAAAAUUACAAUUUUCGUUAAAAAUUCCAUCUAUAUAUACCAGACAUGAAUUUGUAAACAGUUCAUUCUUGCCGUUUUUUCUCAGUCUUUCAUGCAUCAAGAUCAGAGAAACCAGUUAUAGUCAAAAGACCAAUCAGUCAAAAUGUAUACCUGAACAAAUCAGCGACGUUUGUUUGCCGGGUACAGAGUACCCUCCCGUUUGCGAUUGAAUGGACGAAAGAUGGUGGACAAUUACUGAAAAGUGUUCGAGGUUCCUUGCUGAUAUUCAAUGACAGUUUGACAUUCCUACACGCUAGACGAAGUGAUGAUGGGAUAUACAAGUGUACAGCUAAUAACAGCGUGGGAUCAUCUUCAUCUGAAGCUACGUUAACAGUUUUAGGUAGGUUCGUUUCCUUUAUUUUUUAAUUGAUACAAGAUUUAGUACAAAAGUAAAAUUUCAAGAAUGAUAUAGUAUGAGCCGAUCGUAAAUAUGAGCCGAUCGCCUAUAAAAGAAAUAUAGUAUGAACCGAUCGCCUAUAAAAGAAAUGAGGGAAAGAUUUUCUGUAAAUUGGAAAAAUAACUGUUCAUUUUUUCGACGAAUUGAACCCAGCCUUCGGCCUUAAUUAAUAAUCCUUCAUAUAUCAUGCUAAACCUCAUAGUCAAACGAGUAAAGUAGUAAACCAUUACAUUACUAUAUUUAAUUGCGUUAUCAGCGACACAGUCAAAGCUAUUAACCAGUCUUGUACUUGAGCGUGCCUCAGUAUACAUGACUUGAAGACGGCUUUCCAUUACAGUCCUUCGCCUGACCAAGCUCAACCUACUAAUGUUUCCAGCUCGAUACUUUCAUUCUACUUUGGUGUGCGCGGAAACUUCGCCGGUGAAAGUUGGAUUACAACGGCAAUGUUGAUUACGAACGCUCGUUCGAAAUGUGAAUUUCAUAACUAUCUAAUAUGAAAUACUGGUAUACAUGCAUGUAGGUAACAUUUCUGUCGCUAUAUAGAUCCACCAGUGGAACCAACUAUCACUGAAAUAUCCUCAAACCAAACAAUUGUCGAAGGAGUACGUGUUACAUUCACUUGUAAAGCAACUGGAAAUCCACUUCCACACAUCACAUGGAAAAGAUUUCUUGAAUCCGGUGAUGCUGCUCAACUGGAGAGACCUUCACCUCAGUCGAUCCGCAUUUCUUCAGCAAGUCCUAGAGAUGCGGGACAAUACGUGUGUAUUGCAGAAAACGACUCGGGAAAAGAUACUGAAACAGUUUAUCUAAAUGUUUUGGGUAAGUAUAAUACCAUUAGGCCGGUUGUGUAAAAAAGUAAUUACACGUUAUUGUAGCUAAACGUUAGUUCAAAAGUUAACCAAUCAGAAUUCCGCAUCUGAGAGUUUAACUAUUAUUUAACUACAAAACAUGUAGUUUAUAAAAGAAGGGGUAAAAUGAAGGGGUAAAUUGGGAACUGGGAUUUGCGUAUCAGUUUGGACUGGGAAAGUGGGAUUUGGGUCAGUGGGACUGGUAGACUGUGGUAGUGGCUGAUGCAAAAAUGAGAAUGAGCAAACCCAUAUACCAUUAUAAAGACAGUUGUAGUUUGACAUUUCAGAGUCUAAAUAACUUCAAGAAAAGCUACAGAGAAACUUUUGAUUGAGAGUUUAUCUAAAAAUGUCCUAGAAGAUUGCAUUCUGCCCUUUUCCCGUCUCGAAGUCACCUACUGCACCCUCUGGUUUCAAUUUUCCUGUUUUUUCCUGUUUUACUCCAGGAUACCCAAUUUUUAUUGUCAGUCCACGAUCCAACAUUACAAUUCCCGAGAAUAAAACGGUCAGCUUGAACUGCAAGGUGAUUGGCUCACCAGUGCCUGAUGUCAACUGGUAUUAUGGUAACAAACUUGCAGACGAAAUUUCAAACAUCGUGGUUCUGGACAAUAACACAAUACAAAUAUCUAACGUUAAAUUCGACAACAGUGGAAGCUAUACGUGUAUGGCCAACAAUUCUGUAGGACUACAACGUUCCAGGAAUACACUGCUGCAAGUCUUAAGUAAGUCUAAAUACUGUAUAUAGAAUAUUCUAAUAUGUUGGUAGUGUAAAGUGCACUGUAAUGGUGAAAAACGUUCAAUAGAAUGACUUGUAUAGAGCGAUUGACGUCAAUACACCCUUCCGGAAAGUACUCUUUUUCGUGUAUCCGACAUCAGUUAAAGUCUACGUGUCAAUCACGAUCAAAGGCCGUUGAGGCCGACUCACGGACGAGAUCAAAUGAAAGUGAUAGAAAGAAUUAGAGUAGUUUGCAGUUGUUUUUGCAAACGGGCAUCUUGCGAAUAUAUUUUGCCAUUUGUCGUGCUCGCCAAAUCAAAAAAAUGAACGCAUGCUCCAGCCCGAUUAAUAUUUCCGGUUCUGAAAGGUCUGAUUCGCAGGCAAACAGUGCGCGCAAAGCAGGCUGGUCAUUUCCCAUUAUUUAACUGCCCCACACUCAGGUAACCACAAAGACUACAUCCGUGAGUCAAAACCAGGCUCUAUAGCCAAUUAAGGUGACGUACUUUCCGGAGGCGUUUAUUGGAUAUCAUCAAUAAACGAUUACCCUGGUUCCAGAGGCUCUUUGCGAGGCGAAAUCUUUGCGAGGUGAAAGAAACGAGAGGCGAGAAGGAAGAGGGUCACAUCGGAAUUAUAGCUCUAAUUAGCUUGCAGUAUAAUGUUUAUUUCCCAAACCGGUUUGACAUAUUUUUACAAAUGGCCAAUCACAUGCGAGAUUCAAAUUCUGAACCUAAUCAAGUGUGGAAGUGGGAUUUGCAAUCCAUAGGCGUACCGGGCGGGGGGCGGGGGGGGGGCGGUAGCCCCCCCAGUUUUUUGGGCAGUCGGGCAAUAUUCGAUCACAGUCGGGCAAUUUUGGUUUGCAAUAAAAAAAAAAUGGGACAAAUUCUGUGAAUUUUGUGUAAAAUUAAUUCAAUUUUUUUGCAAAUUUUGUGAUUUUCCGAAAAUUUGUGUUAUGUUCCGAAAAAUAUUGGUUCUCCGGAAAAUUUUUUUGACCCCUAAAAUGGUACACUGACCGCCAAAAUAAUUUUUCUUUCCGCCCCCCUAAUUUUUUCCUUCCGGUACGCCCAUGUUGCAAUCGAUGUGACCAGAGGCUCUUCCUUCUCGUCUCUCGUCAAUUUCGCCUCGCAAAGAGCCUCUGGAACCAUAGUAAUAAACGAUUGAUGCGGUGUUGAUUUCCUUUGCAUGUGUUUUUAUAUACAAACACUGUACAUCGCGUACGUUUGUAAUGUUUACUUUCCACUCUGUGUGAUCAAUUAACCAAAUAAUUUGAAUGUGAAUAGUUUUCCCUGUAUUUUACCUCUUGUACAUUACGUUAAAAAUGUUAAAAAUGUUAAAAACGUGUUUGACGCUUAUUUAGGAAAACCGAAGCUUGAUUGUUGCCCAAACAAGUUGACAGCAUGGCGAAACGAGACCGCAAUAGAGGGACAAUCAACCUCUUUAAAUUGCUCAGCUGCUGGAUACCCCAAGCUAGAAUAUCAAUGGAUGUUCGAGAAUAAGACAGUCUCGUCGUUUUCUGUCUUUACUAUUUCCAGUGUUUCCAGACGAAAUCAUGGAGUUUACUCUUGCAUGGUGCACAACAAUCUUGGGGAGGUGAUGUUAAUGGUAUACUUGAAUGUCUUAGGUACGUUUUGUGUAGUUUAAGAUAGUUUAAGUAUAAGUAAGUUUACAACAAUAUUUCGUUUUGGUAAGGUAAUUCGAUCCGGUGGGAUUUGUUGCAGGACCGGAAUUGCACAGAAUUGUCACGAGGAAGCCUGGGAAGCAGUAUGCCGUUCCCCCGCGAAUUUCAAAAGAUUAAGCAGAAGCUAACCCAGCACCGACGGCUGAUAUUAUGUCCUCAUUGAGGGGGAGGGGGGGUGUUGUGAUAUUUUUACCAAGUUUUGGCGAACGUUUUGACCAACUCAGGUCAUCUUGGCGAGCGGGGAAGGAGGGGGGAGAGGGGAUAGGAAAACUUUUCUUUCUAUUUAAUGUAUGGUUAUUCACCCAAUCACCCUUAUUUGGUUAACUUUUCCUUAAUUUUUUAGGCUACUUAAUUUCCGCGUUUUGUUUUGCUUUUAUAUUUCGACUUGUUUGUUGCAAAGUAAUGGGUCAAAUUGUAAGUUUAAAUAGUUAACUAUAUGAUUGAGUGACCGGCUAUCCUAAUAGUUUCUUGGGCAGAACUGACAGAAAUAUAUGAUUUCCAACCUAUAAUCUUUUAACCUAUAAUCUUGAACACCAAAAUGUAAAGAAAGCUGACAGGUGCAACGCAAGAACUAAAGCAAGAGCUAGUCUAUUUUAGUAUCUCAUCAUUAUAUAAUUCAGUGGCUGUAAGACAGUCUAAUUUCCCAAGGGAAGCAUUUGAGGCAUUGUGCAUUUAUUCCAUACAUUGUUGUUGUUUGUUGUAGUUCCUCCUGAAGUUUCAGUCCAACCUCAACAAGCAACCGUUGUUAAAGGAGAGCACGUGGAGUUUUCAUGUACUGCAACUGGAGUACCUUUACCAGUAGUCACUUGGUAUUCAUCAAGAGGAUUGGUGUUGCGCAAUAAUACCUUGGUGAUCGCUAAUGUAUCUAAGAAUGAUCAGGGAGAAUAUCUUUGUGAAGCUAAGAAUAAUGCUGGACAGAAAACUGUCGGAACGAGAGUUACUGUUGCAGGUAUGUUAUAUAUUGAGUUUACUUUUGUUCCUUUGCCCCAAGGUGCGCCAAUGUCACUGUUGUUCACUUUGAAUCGUUAA
Molecule: messenger RNA, 6396 nt
Organism: Paramuricea clavata
Lineage: Eukaryota; Metazoa; Cnidaria; Anthozoa; Malacalcyonacea; Plexauridae
Source: the annotation of a GenBank genome assembly